This is a messenger RNA of Pteronotus mesoamericanus, 638 nucleotides long. RefSeq names its product chromosome unknown C1orf185 homolog (gene CUNH1orf185). NCBI's taxonomy places the organism in Eukaryota, Metazoa, Chordata, Mammalia, Chiroptera, Mormoopidae. The coding region runs from base 1 to 591 and encodes 196 amino acids. The record is from RefSeq and is a predicted model, not a curated record. The transcript is spliced from 5 exons.
AUGGCUUCACCUAAUGGUUCUUUUAAUCACUUAACCUAUUUUCUGGCUGCUGGUGCUAUUACUUUCGGAAUUGGUUUCUUUGCUUUGGCAUCAGCUUUGUGGUUCCUGAUUUGCAAAAGAAGAGAAAUAUUUCAAAAUUCCGAAUUCAAAGCGACUGAUAAAAGAUGCAGCCAAGGACCAUCAGAGGAGAAGAGUAAAUCUCAUUCUCAGUGUGUUUUUAUUUCUCGAAAUUUUCAUACAGGACUAUUUCAAUUACAGGAGGAGCAAAGAAAAAAUGAAACAGCAGAUAUAAAAGCAAGUGAAGACCACUCUGAAGAAGAAUUCUGCCUUGCAAAAAGAAAAGUGAUUUGUGACCCUUCAGAGACUAGCUCAGCAACAAAUUGCAGUGAUGUUACCUUAAGCUUACCAACAUUACCAUCUGAUUCUUACUACAGCCAAACUAUAGAAGCAGCCGAUGACUGGUUUUCUGAUGAUUCUCUAGUAAAAAAGAGAUCUCCAGCACCUUUUCUCAGGGAACCUCCAAUGGAAAAAGUAUUUUCAUACCUGUCAACCAUUUCAUUAGAAGACUGUAUUGAACAUGACUCUUUAUGAUGGUCAAAAAGAUGACAGCAUUAAGGAAAUAUUUUCAGGAAGAAAUA